Molecule: messenger RNA, 821 nt
Organism: Cuculus canorus (common cuckoo)
Lineage: Eukaryota; Metazoa; Chordata; Aves; Cuculiformes; Cuculidae
Gene: CSNK2B
Product: casein kinase 2 beta
Exons: 7
Coding region: 77-724 (215 amino acids)
Cellular component (GO): cytoplasm; protein kinase CK2 complex
Molecular function (GO): protein kinase regulator activity
Source: RefSeq, a predicted model, not a curated record
GCUCCUCGGCGGCGCAUGCGCAGAUCGGGCGGGAUCGGGCCCUGAGCGAGCGGUCACCCCUGGCCCCCCUGGCACCAUGAGUAGCUCCGAGGAGGUGUCCUGGAUCUCCUGGUUCUGCGGUCUCCGCGGCAACGAAUUCUUCUGCGAGGUGGACGAGGAUUACAUCCAGGACAAGUUUAACUUGACGGGGCUCAACGAGCAGGUCCCGCACUACCGGCAGGCACUCGACAUGAUCCUCGACCUCGAGCCCGAUGAGGAACUUGAGGACAACCCCAACCAGAGCGACCUGAUCGAGCAGGCGGCCGAGAUGCUCUACGGCCUCAUUCACGCCCGCUACAUCCUCACCAACCGUGGCAUUGCACAAAUGCUGGAAAAAUACCAACAGGGGGACUUCGGGUACUGUCCCCGCGUCUACUGCGAGAACCAGCCCAUGCUGCCCAUUGGGCUGUCGGACAUCCCCGGGGAGGCAAUGGUGAAGCUUUAUUGCCCCAAAUGCAUGGACGUCUACACCCCCAAGUCUUCGCGGCACCACCACACCGAUGGCGCCUAUUUCGGCACCGGUUUCCCCCACAUGCUUUUCAUGGUUCACCCUGAAUAUCGCCCCAAGCGCCCCGCCAACCAGUUUGUACCCAGGCUCUACGGCUUUAAGAUCCACCCCAUGGCAUACCAGUUGCAGCUCCAGGCCGCCAGCAACUUCAAGAGCCCCGUCAAAACCAUUCGCUGAGACGGGGGGGCCCCCCAAAACGCCCCUGAAAUUGUUUUCUUCUGCCUUUGUUGUUUUAUUUCCCAUGGAUUUGACCCAAAAAGAUGAAAAGAUACAA